AUGACUCAUGGGGAGGAGCCUGGCCCUGAGACACACAAGGAUUCAGCUGGACUAACUUAUCUGGAAGGUUUACUGAUGCAUCCAGUGGUGGCCGGGCCUGGGGCCACGGCAAGCAGAAGGUCCGAGGCUGCCCACAGCAACCAGGAGCAAGCCGACAAGGCAGGCGGGCCCUUCCAGCUACCUGACCAUGGGCCUACAGCACCCAAGGCUGGAACCAACGGGCCCUCACUGGGUGCAACACAGCACCUGAAAAAGGCCCGUCUUCUACGCUCCGGGGCCUGGAAUGAGCCGGGGAACCAGAGGAUGAGCUCGCCACCCAUGGAACUGAACGGCCAAGGUGGAGGCCUCCAGAAUGGGGCUCUGGAAGGUUCUCCUCAUGCUGGGGAGAGUACCCUACUAGCCUCCCUGCUGCAGUCCUUCAGCUCACGGCUGCAAAGCGUAGCCAUGUCGCAGCAGUCUAGCAAGCCCGCUAGCGAGCGCUCCCCUCCACCCAAGGCCCCGCCAACGGACAAAGAGCCUCUUCCUGCAUAUGGGUCAGCCUCCAGCCGAUUGAAAGGUCUAAUGAGGAAGAGCAAGCUGCAGAAUCACAGCAACACACCUUACAGUCGGCGGGGGCACAGCCAGGACAGGCCUCCUGAGUCCCCACACUCAGCACACAGUGCCACACCUCCGUCGGUGUCCCCCGCCACUGACUCUGUGUCCUGUGCGGAGCGUCUGAAGGCGGUGGCCAACAUGGUGAAAAUCCGCUCCAGUCCGGUACCCUCGCCCAAGCCAAGCGUUGCCUGCAGUCAGCUGGCCCUGCUGCUUUCCAGUGAAGCCCACCUGCAGCAGUACUCUCGGGAGCAUGCGCUCAAAGCUCAGCUCUCAGGACGCUCUGCCAGCGAGCGACUGGCUGCCAUGGCCACACAGCAGCAGAGCCAGGACAAAAGGCCACCCAGUGUGGGAGAGGCUCCGCCUGGGGCUCCAGACACACUAAGCUCCUUAACCACCCAAAACGGGAUGACAGCUACAACCCCAGUUACAGCAACACUCCCCCGAAUGACCCUGUCCAGCCCGCAGAGCCCUUCCCUGCUGCGUAGCUGCAGCCAGAGCCCCACCCCCCCACCCUCCCUUGCGCCCAGCCUUACCCAGAGCCAGCCGCCCAAGGAGAAGAGAGGCUUUGACUCGCGCCCGACACGCCCCCCGCAGACAUGUAGCAGCUUGCUUCUCCUGCUUCUCAACAACCACAACAACCAGAAGCAGCUGACUAAGAACGGACACCUGGAUGACAACUGUGGCAUCCUGCCGCCUAGCGGCUCUUCCUCGGUCACUUCUGACAGUGAAUGCUCCACCCAUGAGAGAAGCCUGGCAAAGGACAGCAGUGACGCCGAGAGCUCCUACUCAAGUUGCUCUCCCAUUGACCUCUCCGUAAGGAGCCGAGUCAGUGCCCAAGAUGCUCGGUCCAAAGCCACCACUGCUGUCUCUUCCGCCGCCUUUUCCUCCUCUUCCUCCUCUUCCUUCUCAUCUUCCUCCAUAGUGUUUCCCUCAAUACCUUCUGCUUUCUCCCCUCCAUCCUCUGCUCUCCCCCCUUCCACAUCCUUUUCCUCGCCUCCUGCUGUUGUUGCAUCUACUCCCUCUUUUUCUUCAUCCUCCUCCUCCUCCUCCUCUACUACCUCUUCACUAGACAAAUUGACCGAGUCAUUGAUAAACAAGUGGAAGCCAGAACCGCCGGGGCCAAAGGUGACAAAAGGCAAGGAGCUGGAAAUGAGUCCGGACCACAAAUCCCAUCCUAAGGUCACUCUAAUGCAGCUCCUCCUUGAACGCAGAAAUAAUGAAAAGGUAAACAAAAGUGCAGUUAAUCCAGAUUUGCCACUUGAUAUAACCAUGGCCACUAUGUCUCGGAGCCAGCGAAAGGGGUUAGCAACCUGGGAUGACACCAGGACAAAGAGCCCCAUGGACAGACCCGGGCCAGCCGCCCCGCCCCUUUAUACCGUCAAUCGAGACCCCAGCAGUGCACUGUCCCCCUACUCCUACCCCUCCCCCAAUGUCCAGUCCAGUCCACUGGAUUUGUGUAAGUCUAAAGCCUUCCCUGCUGAGAAGGCUUCUGAGCCCGCCUUUAGUGCCAGUAAACUGUUACAGAAUCUGGCGCAGUGUGGCACAGCUUCGCCCUCCCCGCCCGUCCCCUCGGGCAAAGUGCUUGGUCAGGAGUUAGACGUGGGUAGGCCCCUCGCCCUGUUAGAGAGGCUCAACACCCCAAUCCAAAGGAAUACCACCACUCCUCUCUCCGACAGGCCCUCAGGCAGCGGUACUCCGUUCAGCCGGAGGGAAGCCUCACCCCCCUCCUCCCAGAUUGAAAACCUUUUGGAAAGGCGCACGGUGCUGCAGCUCCUGCUAGGGACCAGUUCGGCCUCCACUACUGUCAGUCGCAAAGACAGACCCACUGGGAGUGGGAGGAGGAGCGUGGAGGUGCCGGGGGGUUGCUUUGAGAAGACCCCCGGCGCCUCCGUCAUUUGUGACAGCUCCAACGGCCUCUCUGUGGAUGCAAAGGUUAAAACGGAGCUCGUGGAGGAAGAGGAGGAGGGGCCGUCCUCGGCUGCAUCGGAGGAAUUGAGUGGCAGAAAGAGACAGGGGGGCUAUGAGAAGUAUAGCCCCCCCUCAGAGCCCCAGCCAGACUUUAAAACAGAACCAAGGCCUGCUGAGGUCAUAGCAAAAUAUGGCCUCCUAAGCCAACUCCUAAAACAACAGACUGCUACCUACUAUACAUCUGCUGCAAUGCAGGCUGGGUCCCAGCCUAGACAGGUGAAGGAGGAACAGAGGGAGUACCAGGGGCCCAGCCCCAAGAAGAGACGCCUUGGCUCUGAUCGAACUGACAGUCUGAGCAACGUCAGCUCUCCGAGGGCAGCAGACAGCGGCGAUGGCAACAGCCUAGUCUCUGCUCACCAGGAGGAACGCCACCACCAGAGGACUCCCAAGAAGGAGGAGGCUCCAGCCAGGAGCCCCCCAUGUGAAUCCCUUCCCAGAGAGAGUCAGGGCUUCAAUGUCCUCAAACAGCUGCUCCUCUCUGAUAACUGCCUGAAGGAGCUGUCUCAGCCACCCCGGGGUGCAACCAGCCCCUCUGUCCUGCAGGCCAAUGGUAAGGCCAAUGGAAGCAUCCUCAGCCAGCCAGCACACAAUCACAGCUUCCUCCACUUGCCCUGGCAUCCCCAUGGCUCCCUCAAUCUCAGACCCCUGGCUACCCCACCAGCAGGGGACGGCCCCCUCCGCUCCACCUGGGGACGCUACCCAUCCCCGUGGCCAAGCUCUCAAAAACGGGAAGCCCCGUCUCUCGUUAAACAGGAGCCAAAGAGCCCGGUGCAGUGGGCGGGGCAGGAGGACGAGGACGAGGGCUGUGAUUCCAACCCGGACUCUCCGCGGCUGACCCGCUCCAACCCCAUCCUGUAUUACAUGUUGCAGAAAGGCAGCACACAGCUGAGGAGGGAGGCGAGGGACCAGGCAGAAGGGGCCCCGCCAGUGGUCCGAGUAAAGGAGGAGCCGCUUGGCGACGUGCACACCUAUGAACACAGACUGAGCUCCACCCCGCAUUCGCCUCCUCACAAUGAUAAGCACAGCCACAACAAGAGCCAGGGGCUGAGCCAAUCAUCUGACUAGAAAUUUUAUCAGACUUUUGUCAGUGACAAUAACAAAAAGACAAAAGAGGGAAAAGAUUCUUCUUUUUUUUUUUCUAUUUUACUGACUUGCCAAAUUGGUUUGCUGUUUG
Messenger RNA from Lampris incognitus (smalleye Pacific opah), 3736 nucleotides. RefSeq names its product nuclear receptor interacting protein 1b (gene nrip1b). Gene Ontology annotation, cellular component: nucleus. Bases 1 to 3627 code for a protein of 1208 amino acids. NCBI's taxonomy places the organism in Eukaryota, Metazoa, Chordata, Actinopteri, Lampriformes, Lampridae. Gene Ontology annotation, biological process: regulation of transcription by RNA polymerase II. Gene Ontology annotation, molecular function: signaling receptor binding; transcription coregulator activity. The transcript has a single exon. The record is from RefSeq and is a predicted model, not a curated record.